Aspergillus nidulans FGSC A4 is the source of this 1608-nucleotide messenger RNA. Its product is annotated as phosphatidate cytidylyltransferase. Gene Ontology annotation, molecular function: phosphatidate cytidylyltransferase activity. Gene Ontology annotation, cellular component: mitochondrial inner membrane. Gene Ontology annotation, biological process: CDP-diacylglycerol biosynthetic process; cardiolipin biosynthetic process. The record is from RefSeq and is a predicted model, not a curated record. NCBI's taxonomy places the organism in Eukaryota, Fungi, Ascomycota, Eurotiomycetes, Eurotiales, Aspergillaceae. Bases 1 to 1608 code for a protein of 535 amino acids. The transcript is spliced from 2 exons.
AUGACCACCUACCCAAGAGUUCCCCCUUUGUCCGCUCAGCUCAAUGCUAACCCGGGUUUCUCUGACAAGCUCCUCUUUUCAAGCACUUCUUCGGGGCCUUACGUGCGGCUUCGCUCGGCCUACCCGUCUCUCGCACGGUACUCACGAAGGUCGGGUUCGUUGCGGUACUUGUCGAGCGGCCCAAACUUUCAAGAUGCUGGCCUGAAACUCCCCAAAAAUCGACCCAUAUCCCACAUUGACCCCAGCGCGCAUUACCCUUAUACGGACACUGGUUUAUUGUCAUCAUCGUCAGCUUCAUUUUCCACUUCCUCCAAGGGAUCAGAUCAUGGAGACUGGGACGCAAAUGCAGAUCUGUCGUCGAUAUCGGCGUUCUCGGAGCUUCCUUCGAAAGACUUCGGUAUCAAUCAGCACAUGAUUAUCAACCAGGAGUUCAAGGAGGCUUUGCGCCAAAUUCUUUGGCAGUUCCGAGCCCCGAUUAGGUACGCUUUCGCAUACGGUUCCGGUGUUUUCCCGCAGAAUGGCAGCGCACCGGGCUCCGAUCAAUGUCAUCCGUCAGCCCCGGCGGCAAUCCAGAACAUGCAACAAGGCAAAGGGAAGAUGAUUGACUUCAUCUUUGGUGUUUCUUACUCACAACACUGGCAUGACUUAAAUCUUGCACAGCACCGAGAUCAUUACUCGGGCCUAGGCUCUCUCGGCUCAUACACUGUCUCCCAGGUGCAGGACAGAUUCGGGGCAGGUGUCUAUUUCAACCCAUAUAUAACCGUCAAUGGCACAUUGAUCAAGUAUGGCGUUGUUAAUAUCGACACGUUAUGUAAUGAUCUCAGUCGGUGGGACACUUUAUAUCUUGCGGGUCGAUUGCAAAAGCCUGUUAAAAUCUUACGGGACCAUCCAAAGGUACGGCUUGCGAACCAGAUGAAUCUGCUGUCUGCAGUCAGGGUGGCUUUGCUACUGCUUCCGGAAGAAUUUACAGAGUUCCAACUAUACAACACCAUAGCUUCAAUGAGUUACAUGGGCGACCUCCGCAUGGCUUUGCCUGUCGAGGACCCGCGGAAAGUCAACAAUAUCGUUUCUUCGCAGAUGGCUAACUUCCGACGGCUGUAUGCACCGCUCAUCGAGAACCUACCCAACGUUGUCUUCAACGACAAGCGUUGCUCCGAUCUCGACUGGAUAGAUGAUCCUGAGGCCAAUGUGCGGCUCUCACAAGAUAUGGAUCCCGUAAAGCGCGGAAAUAUGGUCCGCCGCCUACCGGAGUCCUUCCGAGAGAGGCUAUACUUCCAGUACCAGGCGCGCUUCGGCAUUCCUCGUGGUGAAUUCAACAAGAUGAUGAAGGAAAGUAAUGACAAUGAUCCAGAGAUUGUCCGCCGCAGGCAAGGUGGACAGUUUGAACAGCGCAUUGCUAGCGAUGAAGGUCUCACCAAAGAAAUCCAGGCUGCAAUUACAAAGACAAUCCGAUGGCCAAGCUCUGUGGAGACGGUAAAAGGCUUGUUCACCGCGGGGAUAUCCCGAACCUGGCGUUAUAUCAGAGCAAAGCAGGACAAGUGGAAGAACUCUGGCAAGAAAGCCCAGGAACCAAGCAAAGAGCCUACAAAGUUCUCUAAGCAAGAAUAA